Dictyostelium discoideum AX4 is the source of this 2250-nucleotide messenger RNA. It is a transcript of the gene grlM, whose product is annotated as G-protein-coupled receptor family 3 protein 12. Gene Ontology annotation, biological process: G protein-coupled receptor signaling pathway. Gene Ontology annotation, cellular component: membrane; plasma membrane. NCBI's taxonomy places the organism in Eukaryota, Evosea, Eumycetozoa, Dictyosteliales, Dictyosteliaceae. Bases 1 to 2250 code for a protein of 749 amino acids. Gene Ontology annotation, molecular function: G protein-coupled receptor activity. The record is from RefSeq and is a predicted model, not a curated record. The transcript has 2 exons.
AUGAUAAAAUUAAUUUUAUCAUUAAUAUUUUUAAUAAUAUGUUGUAAUAUAAAUCCAAGUGAAAGUUUUAAAUUAAUCACAUUAACAACUGGACCAACAAGUGAUUUAGGUUUUAAUAAUAUGGUUAAUCAAGGUAGAAUAGGUGUUUCAAAAGCAAUGAAUAUCGAAGAUUCAAGAAUAUUUAUUGUAUCAGGUAGAAAUGAAACUUAUGCUUUGCUUUUACCAUUGAUUCAAAAUGAUGAUAUUGAUUUAGUAAUUUGUUCAAGUCAAGAUCAUGGCGAUGCAUGUAAAGAGAUUGCAGCAAUGUAUAUUGAUAGUCCAACCAUUAAAACCCAAUUCUUAGUAAGAGGUAGUGGUGCAGCUACAAAGAAUUUAAUUCAAAUCACUUACAACUAUGCCUCAGUCAAUUAUAUUAGUGGUAUGUUUGCAGGUUUACAAACUGUAAAGAAUAAGAUUGGGUUCCUUUCACCUGGUUCCGCAGCCAACAAUAAUGACUCAUUUGUUUAUGCAUUUUGGAUCGGUGCUAAGCAAGUGAAUCCAGAUGUUAAAUUUUAUUAUUACAAUAUUGGUAGCUACCUCGACCAAGAUAAAACCAUAGCAGCAACUCAAGAUCUUAUCAAUAUCUAUGGUUGUGAUGUUAUAGCCGAUACAUUGGACGAUUUCUCUGCUGGUAAUGUCGCAAUCCAAAAUAACCAAUAUGCAAUGGGUACCAAUGGGUUCCCACAAAGAGAUGUGUAUGGUGAGAAUGUAAUUUUCAGUUAUGCCUACAAUUGGACAAAAUAUUUCUUACCUAUCGCAGGUUCCGUUGCCAAUGGUACUGUUCCAGGUAAAUGGUAUGCUGAUUUCAAUAAAGAAGAUAAUUAUAAUUUCUAUGAUCUUAGCUUUGGUUUCAAAGUUUCACAAAAUACCAAAGAUCUUCUCAUCCAAAAAAGUCGUGUACUUGCUACAACCCCAAGAGCCGGUCAUCCAUAUUAUUGUAAUGAAUAUAUAGAACAAUACACUAAAAAAUAUAAUUUACCAACACAAGCAGCUAAUUCAAGUUGUAUAAGUACUGCUGGUUUCUUUUAUAUUAAUCAACCAGUUGGUGAUAUGAUUUAUUUAGGUAGUUAUAAUAUUAGAUUAUCAAAAAUUGAAUUUUCAAGUUCAGUUCAAAAAGGUUUUUCAAUUGUUUCAGGUUGUUUAAUUGCAUUUGUAAUAUUAAUGAUGGUUGGUAUUGUAUAUUAUAAAGAUACACCAUCAAUUCGUUCAGCAAGUCCAAUUUUCUUAAACUUUAGUUUAAUUGGUGGUAUUAUAAUUUAUAUUGGUAUUAUUAUUUGGGUUGGACCAAUUAGUACACAUCAAUGUAAUGCAAGAUUUUGGUUAGUUACACUCGGUUUCUCAACAUUGAUUGGUAGUUUGGUAGUUAAAAACUUUAGAAUUUGGUUGAUUUUUGAUAAUCCAGAAUUGAAAGCAAUUAAAAUUACAAAUUAUCAAUUGUUCCCAUGGGUUGGUUUAUGUUUGGUGAUUAAUAUAGUUUUAAUGGCAAUUCUAACAUCGGUUGGUGAUUUGAAGGCUAUUGAAGCUCAAGGAAUUGAUUCGUUGGGUAAAUAUGAGUAUAUGACAGUAUGUAAAAUGAAUAGUGCUGGUGCAUCAACAUUGUAUUCGAUUUUGGCAUAUUUUGCAGCACUUUUAUUGGUUGGUGUUUUUGUGUCAUGGAAAAUCCGUAUUGUAGAUAUCGAGGAGUUUAACGAAUCAAAAGCAAUUGCUAAUACACUCUAUGCCGUUAGUUUCUGUUUAUUCGUUAUUGUGCCAUUGAUGAUUUCACCACAAGAGAAACAAUCCGAGACUAUUAUCCUCUGCGUUGCUGGUCUUUUCAUUACGACCGCUGCUCUAUUAAUUGUUUUCAUUCCAAAAUUCUGGAGAGUUUUCAUUUAUGGUAAAGAAGGUACAAAUGAAAUGUUUAAACAAAAGAAAUCAUCAUCAGUUGCAACUGCUCGUGCUGAAAGUUUAAGUAAAAAUAGUUCAAAUGGUGGUGCUCAUAGUGGUGGUGGUGCUGUUAAAACUAAUCGUAGAGGUAAUAUUGUAUCUGGUGAUUUCACUGAUGAUUCAGAAUCAUCACUAUCUGAACCAAAUAAACCAACUAAAAAUAAUGAUGGUAAUGUAAAUGUUACAGCUGGUGCUGUUUUAGCUGAAUUCACUGAUGAUACAAUCUCUGAAUUUGAUGAAAAUGAAGUUAAUGAAGAACCUGUAAAAACAGAAUCUCAAGAAUAA